CGUAGUCUUUAACAUUGGGCGUGGCUUCCUGAUGCUUUUUUUUUAUUACUUCCGUGCAGCUCAAUGCGGAAGAGAAAACAGGGAGCUCAGUAUUCCUGACGAACUUGACCAAACCUGAGGCAAGUUUGCAAGGAAGUUUGUGCAAGAUCUGAGGUGUUUGAAUUGUUGGGUCAAAAAACAGCCAUGUGGCCAAAUCAAGGUCCUCCCCAUCCGGUGGGCCCACCAAACCCUGUCUAUCCUCCUGGUUACAACCCUGCAUAUCCUGCUGCACCUGCACCAGGAGUCUUCCCCCAGCCUGGCCAAUACCCAGUUGGUCUGAACCCACCUCCCAUGGUACCCAAUGCACCUCCAGGGGCAAUGCCUUAUGGAGCUCCAGGACCUCAACCUUAUCCUAUGGCUCCAGGUGGAUAUCCAGCAUGCCCACCUGCAGGUGUUUACCCAGGUCCAUACCCACGCUCUCCAAAACAGGGUCACCACAAAGGUCAUCAUCAUCAUGGAGGAGUAAAUCCCAUGACCGGAGCGUUAGCUGGAGGAUUGGCAGGAAUGGGAGUGGGGUUGGUCGGACAUAAAGCCCACAAAAAGAUGAAGAAGAAGAUGAAGAAAGCGCAUAAGGUGCACAAACAUGGGCACCAUAAACAUGGCAAGUCCUCCAGCAGCAGCAGCAGCAGCAGCAGUGACUCAGACUGAGCUGUGGUUUAUUACAAGGAUUUCACAAGGGCACCCUGACUAUUAACAAUAAUAAACACUGAAAAUUCAUACUUUUAACAGGUUUCUGUGAAAAUGCGGUGUUUUCUCAUAUCUAGCAUGGAGUCUAUAUACACUAGAAAUAUGUGCAUAAGGUGUUGCCUGUUAGCAUCUCUGCAGUGUUUUGGCUGUAUUGUCAUUCCAUUUUGUCUUUUCUUUUUUGCCUUUUUAUUUUUUUUUAAUGGUUUGUGGUUUAUGUUCUGUACACUAGUGUAUAAACAUCUUGAAAUAAUUUGUUGAGAAUGUGCAAUCUUUCAAUUUAGACCUACUGUUUUUUCUUUGUUUAUUUUCUAAUUUUAUAUUCACUGUUGCAUAUGACUGCAACGUUAUUCUACAUUGCAUUUAUCUACACUAAACCUAAUUAUGUUUAAAGGAUCUUAAAUUAAUCCUGCUCAUUAAACUGAUACAAAUGAAA
This is a messenger RNA of Scatophagus argus, 1159 nucleotides long. RefSeq names its product proline rich 13 (gene prr13). The transcript has 4 exons. Lineage: Eukaryota; Metazoa; Chordata; Actinopteri; Scatophagidae. Bases 184 to 687 code for a protein of 167 amino acids. The record is from RefSeq and is a predicted model, not a curated record.